Elgaria multicarinata webbii is the source of this 1756-nucleotide messenger RNA. It is a transcript of the gene WIF1, whose product is annotated as WNT inhibitory factor 1. The coding region runs from base 174 to 1325 and encodes 383 amino acids. Gene Ontology annotation, biological process: anatomical structure development. The record is from RefSeq and is a predicted model, not a curated record. Gene Ontology annotation, molecular function: signaling receptor binding. The transcript has 10 exons. Lineage: Eukaryota; Metazoa; Chordata; Lepidosauria; Squamata; Anguidae. Gene Ontology annotation, cellular component: extracellular region; cell surface.
CUGUACCGAGCUGGGACUCACUCCGCCUGGGGCGUGCGUGCGAAGGAGAAGGCAGCGCGAGAGAGAAGCGGAGGGAGCCGUCGAAGCCCUCGCCUGAGGAAGGAGGACUUCUCAGCCUCCACUCCAGCCCUCACCUCUCCUGCCCCGCGGGACCAUCCGAAGUCAAGGGCGGCAUGGCCGGGGUUGGAAGCAGCGCCGGAGGCUCAGCGGCGCUCUGGCUCCUCUGCGGCGUGGUAUUCCUGAACAGGCUGCCGCCUGCGCGCGCCGCGCAGCCCCAAGAAGACACCCUCUACAUGUGGAUCGACGCGCAUCAAGCCCGCGUGCUGAUAGGCUUUGAAGAGGACAUUCUGAUUGUUUCAGAGGGGAAAAUGGCCCCAUUCACUCAUGACUUCAGAAAAGCCCAACAAAGAAUGCCAGCCAUCCCGGUCAAUAUUCACUCUAUGAACUUCACCUGGCAAGCAACUGGAAGAGCUGAAUACUUCUAUGAGUUCCUGUCUUUGCGAUCACUGGAUAAAGGCAUAAUGGCUGACCCAACUGUCAACAUCCCUCUUCUUGGAACAGUACCUCACCAAGCAUCAGUUGUUCAGGUUGGAUUUCCUUGCCUGGGGAAACAAGAUGGAGUGGCAGCAUUUGAAGUUACUGUCAUUAUCAUGAAUUCGGAAGGCAAUAUCAUCCUGCAGACACCACAGAAUGCCAUCUUCUUUAAAACAUGUCAACAAGCUGAAUGUCCUGGAGGUUGCAGAAAUGGAGGGUUUUGCAAUGAAAGGCAUGUAUGUGAAUGUCCUGAUGGAUUUUAUGGUCCUCACUGUGAAAAAGCUCUGUGUACACCACACUGUAUGAAUGGCGGGCUCUGCGUCAUGCCAGGAUUGUGCAUCUGUCCACCUGAUUUCUAUGGCAUCAACUGUGAUAAAGCAAACUGCACCAUCACCUGCUUCAAUGGAGGAACAUGUUUUUAUCCAGGGAAAUGUAUUUGUCCUGCCGGAUUUGAGGGGGAUCAGUGUGAAAUUAGCAAAUGCCAUCAGCCAUGUAGAAAUGGAGGUAAAUGUACUGGUAAAAAUAAAUGCAAGUGUUCGAAAGGCUACCAAGGAGAUCUUUGUUCAAAGCCUGUCUGUGAACCUGGUUGUGGAUUAUAUGGCACCUGUAUUGAACCUAACACAUGUCAAUGUCAAGAAGGCUGGCACGGAAGGCAUUGCAAUAAAAGGUAUGGAGCCAACCUUCUGAACGUCCUCAGGCCAACAGGCACCAAACACAGGCAGCAGCACACACCUUCACCUAAAAGGGCUGAGGAGAGGCAAGCGCCCCCUGAAUCCAAUUAUAUCUGGUGAACUGCAACAUCUGAAACGUUUUAUGCUACACAAAGUUCAUAGCCUUCAUUAACCUUUCAUUUGUUGAACGUUUAAAAUGCUGUUCAUUACAUUUUAAGAUUACUGGCCUGAAUUUUACUAGCUUCAUUAUAAACCACUGAGCUGAUAUUUACUGUUCCUUUUAAGUUUUACUUCUCUAGCACCAUUAUAGCUUCUUGUUUGCAGUGCUUUUGACCGGUUUCUUUUUGUACUAUAUUUCAAUUCUUUAUUAAGUUGCAUUUUUUUUCUGCUCAGAAAUUCCUCAAAACAAAUUGACCAUCCAAAAGGGGGAAUUUUGAAACAUUCUGGCCUGGACACACCAUUUUUUCUCCCCUGAAUUGUGCCUAGGUAGCUUAAACAAGUAGUAAAAUUGGAUUUUAAUUUUGGCAUGAUUGCUUUUUACCUGUUUUGUU